Messenger RNA from Odontomachus brunneus, 2679 nucleotides. RefSeq names its product E3 ubiquitin-protein ligase RING1 (gene Sce). The transcript has 4 exons. The record is from RefSeq and is a predicted model, not a curated record. Gene Ontology annotation, cellular component: PcG protein complex; ubiquitin ligase complex. The coding region runs from base 1 to 1203 and encodes 400 amino acids. Lineage: Eukaryota; Metazoa; Arthropoda; Insecta; Hymenoptera; Formicidae. Gene Ontology annotation, molecular function: ubiquitin protein ligase activity; chromatin binding.
AUGGCAUCCGCGGAACAAGUCGGCCUCAACAAAACAUGGGAAUUAUCGCUGUACGAGUUACACCGCACUCCACAGGAUGUGAUUACCGACAACACGGAGAUCGCGGUCAGUCCACGGAGUCUGCACAGCGAGCUCAUGUGCCCCAUUUGUCUGGACAUGUUGAAAAAAACAAUGACCACGAAGGAGUGUCUGCAUCGUUUCUGUUCGGAUUGCAUCAUUACAGCGUUAAGAAGCGGUAACAAAGAAUGUCCCACGUGCAGAAAAAAAUUGGUUUCAAAACGCUCCCUCAGGCCAGAUCCAAACUUCGACUUACUGAUUUCAAAGAUCUAUCCAAGUCGAGAUGAAUACGAAGCGCAUCAGGAGCGAGUUCUGGCAAAAUUGAACAAAUCGCAUUCACAAGCUGCGCUCGUUAACUCCAUCACAGAGGGUAUCAAGCUGCAGAGUCAAAAUCGUCCACAACGUUCUAGAAAGAACGCGAACGAGUCGGAAAACGCGAGUAACGCUACGUCUUACAACAACACGUCGAACACCAGCGGCCCCACAACACCAAAUGCAUCCGCGAACGCGGCGAAUCAGAGUGAUUCCUCACAGAGCACUGGACCAUUGAACAGCGGAGGUAUAUCUAGCAGUUCUCAGAAUGCCAACAGUAUUUCCCAACCUGCGAGCAGCCCAGCUGUCUCCGGAACAACAUCCAGAAACUCCACCACACCGUCACCGAACCCAGCCAAUCAAAUUCCGAAACCGCCAAAACGCCAGAAGAGCCUACAGAACUCCGAGAACGAUUCGUCCAGUGCCGAAGCCGAGACCGGCGGUGGCGACUCUAUGGUCGACACUGAGGGCGAAGGUCCCAGCGAACCUCUCAUGCUUAAUGAAAUUGAGCUAGUGUUCAAACCACAUCCCACAGAGAUGGCUGGCGACAAUUCUCUCAUAAAAGCAUUGAAGGAAAAUAGUAUUCGCUACAUAAAAACAACAGCAAACGCCACAGUGGACCACUUAAGCAAAUAUUUGGCUAUGCGCUUGACGUUGGAUCUGGACACGGAAUUGUCAGAAUCCGACAGACUGUUAAAUUUCUGCAUCUACAUCGCGCCUUCACCCGGACAGCUCGUGGUCUUGAGUGGCUCGCAAACGUUACGGCAAGUGAACGACAGGUUCUGGCGCGUCAAUCGACCUUUGGAGAUGUUCUACUCAUGGAAAAAGACCUAGGGAAGGCCUCGAAAAUAUCAAUCAGAUGGGAGUUAGUCGCGUUUACGCUCUGGAAACGAGUCUGGUGAACGAGUCAUCACUGUUCCGCGGACUACAGUAGAAUGCAUUUGAAUAUGGAGGACAUAUAUCAACAAUGUAUUGUACUGUAUAUCCGCGAGCUCGAUCUACUUCAGAUGCGAGUUUUUUUCAUUAUCAUAGGCAAUGGUGCAAUUUUUACGUCCUUAGAAUCCAUUGCUAGCAAUUUUCUCUUUUUUUUUUAUGGGUAGCGAGAAUUCGUGAAUUGUUAGUCAAAGUUGAUGAUGAGACGAUGGAAUUCUUCAGAAUCGAUUUAAGCGACAUUGUACGUCCCGGUCCAUUUACAACAUAGAUCCAAUUAGAAGACGACAGUAAUAUCUUACAAGUGUGAUAUAUCAUACUUGUCUAAAUACUAUUCGUCUAAAUAUUUUUUUCCCCUAACGAUCAGUCUAAAGUUUUGAGGAAUCGCAGCAGAGAGAAGAACUAGUAAUUGCAUAAUAAUCCGUAUAUUACUUUAUCGAGUAAACAAGGGGCCAUUAAAUUAGUAAUUUAUAUCACUAAUGUCGACCGAAUAAUGAAUGACCGAAAAUUUUGUAAACUAAUAAGAAACUUGAGAAAAUAGCUUUCGUUUUCUUUUCAAUAGAUUCGUCUCACGAUGUGUCGUAUAUAAUUAUAUCAAUUGCCGAUUACACGUUCGUUAAUUACGUGUCGAGACGUGAGUCCAUUUGUGAGUACCGCGGUUUCAACAGUUUGCGCAUAAAAGUUUCCGCAAUGAUUUAUUAUAACUAACAGUAGCAUGUAUUUGCAUUAAUUAAUGCACCAGCGAAGACUUCGUUCAGUAUGUAUUCAAUAUUCAACACUCGUUAACUCGUACGACUUUUAUUUAUAAGUGAACGCGUAACUUCCAGAAUGUACGACCGUCGCUUAAACUCGAAGUGCAAGGCCGACUAGCGUCCGAGGUGACACUGCAAUUAAACCAGCAGCUCGAUAAACGUGUAUAUGAAUGAGUGAAGCCUAUAGCCGAAAUGCAAUUACCAUUUCACAUCGUAUAUUGAGUAAUAUCCACGAAGAUUAUUCAUAACCGGUAUGCGUUAUAUCCGAGCGCCUAUUCGUACGCGUUAUUCCACAGUUAAAUGGUCUCCAUAGUCAUUAACUUAUUUAAACAAUUCUUAAUCUCAUUGUGGACCAUUCUGUAUAGUUUCCAGUGAAGAAAAUGAAUAAACCCAUGUAUAUACAAAAGUUUCCAGCACUUCGUCUUUCGAGAAUGUCUGUAAUGUAAAAGUACUACAAUGCCUAGACACGUAUCUAAUCCUGGACAUUCUUAUUGUUUUGGUUUUUAAGAUUCCUGAAUACUGGGCACGGUCAUCUUGAUUUUUGGCGUCAAAAGAGCAAGGAAACGCAUGCCAAAAAUUUCUGUAGAGUACGUCGAAAUAAAAAAUAUAUUCAAAAGAUUGCAAUCGA